ACGUGUUGUUGUAUGUAGUUUUUGGGUGAUGCAUGGAACUUGAAAAGAUUUCCUGUCUCAGUGGAAGAGCUUCCUUAGUGGGAGGCCCACUUUUUUAAGCACACAAACACACAACUCCAACUUUCUGGAUUAUAUAAUAAUAUGCUAAUGAUUAUCUCUCCACCAUUCAAAAUCUAGGACCUCUUUUUAUCCAUAUCAGAAUACUAUAAUUCAUCGCCACCAUAGCCCCUCACUUUUGUCUCUGGAUAUUCCAUCACUCUUUUUGCAACCCUUUACCCAAGAAGUGAAACCAGCAAACAAACAAACAAAAAGAAUAGAUCUUUUUGUUAAUUACCAUUUCUUUUCUUCAGUUUGUGUUUAUUCCCCAUGAAACAAUACCAACCACCCCGAAAACAAAAACCGAACCUUCUCUUCACUUUCUUUAUGAAUUUCUUCACGAAAUUACUCCUCCUCUGAUUUCUUUGCUUAUUUUAUUUUUACAAUUUAGAAUGGCAAAUCUUUUUUCGGUGCUUGUGCUUCCUCUGAUAUUCAUGGUUUGGUAGCGUCUUUGCUUAGGUUUCCCAGAUUCCCCACCCUCUUCUCUCUCUCUUUUACCGUUUCCUUUUAGUUUGGUAGAAAAUUAACUAAUACCAAAUUGUCUACAAAUUUCCUACUUUCUAAAGUGUGGUUCAGGGGUAUUACCAAACCAACUUUUCCUUGCCGUGGUAUAUCAUGAAGUUGGCUCAUAGAUUCAACCGUUAAAGCCAUAUUCAUAAGCAAGUCUGGGGAAAGUGGUUGAAACCUUAUGAUAAACAAGAAUAGAUAUAAAUAUUUUUUAUUUUGAUAGGGUCUUACCCAUUAAUCUUAAACACAAUUUUAUAUGUGAAGGAUACAUUCCACGAGAGGCUGUCUGGAACCGGUACUGUUGAGUCUUUCUUAGAAACUUGUAAUCACUGCUUGGGGCAUAUCAGGUAGCAGAGUUAGCAAUGGCUGAAGGACACCUAGGAGUGCUUAAUGCGCUCGAUGUGGCUAAGACACAAUGGUACCAUUUCACUGCUAUUGUGAUUGCUGGAAUGGGAUUCUUCACUGAUGCCUAUGAUCUUUUCUGCAUUUCCCUUGUAACCAAGUUACUGGGGCGGAUAUAUUACACCGACACAUCCCAAAAAAAGCCAGGUGUGCUUCCUCCUAAUGUGCAAGCUGCUGUGACUGGUGUUGCACUAUGUGGCACUUUAGCAGGCCAGCUUUUCUUUGGUUGGCUUGGUGACAAGCUGGGAAGAAAGAAGGUUUAUGGCAUAACACUUAUGCUCAUGGUGGUUUGUUCCAUUGCCUCGGGGCUAUCUUUUGGAGAUACCCCCAAGGGUGUCAUGGUCACCCUUUGUUUCUUUAGGUUCUGGCUUGGCUUUGGGAUUGGUGGUGAUUACCCUCUUUCUGCUACAAUCAUGUCUGAAUAUGCCAACAAAAAGACACGAGGGGCAUUUAUUGCGGCAGUUUUUGCCAUGCAAGGAUUUGGAAUCUUGGGUGGUGGAAUAGUUGCCUUGAUUGUCUCCUCUGCGUAUGACCACAAAUACAACCUACCUACUUAUGCAGAAAACCCAGAGAAAUCAAUAGUACAUUCCUUUGAUUAUGUUUGGCGUAUCAUUUUGAUGUUUGGUGCAGUUCCAGCUGCUCUUACCUACUACUGGCGUAUGAAAAUGCCUGAGACAGCUCGUUACACAGCCCUUGUUGCAAGGAAUGCAAAACAAGCUGCUUCAGACAUGUCUAAAGUGUUACAAGUUGAACUUGAAGCUGAAGAGGAGAAGUUGCAUCAUUUGGUUGAGAAUCAAAACCAAAAGUAUGGUUUAUUCAGCAAGGAAUUUGCCAAACGUCAUGGGAUGCACUUGGUGGGAACCACAGUUACUUGGUUCUUGCUAGACAUUGCCUUCUAUAGCCAGAACCUUUUCCAAAAGGACAUUUUCAGUGCCAUUGGAUGGAUCCCUCCUUCAGAACAAAUGAAUGCAAUCCAUGAAGUUUACAGGAUUGCAAGAGCACAAACACUUAUAGCACUGUGCAGUACCGUACCAGGGUACUGGUUUACAGUGGCCUUCAUUGAUGUUGUGGGCCGUUUCGCAAUCCAACUGAUGGGUUUCUUCUUCAUGACAGUCUUCAUGUUUGCUCUUGCUAUACCUUACGAUCACUGGACCAAGAAAGACAACAGAAUUGGGUUUGUUGUGAUGUACUCCCUCACCUUUUUCUUCUCCAAUUUUGGUCCAAAUGCCACCACAUUUGUUGUGCCAGCAGAGAUUUUCCCAGCUAGGCUAAGAUCUACUUGUCAUGGAAUCUCAGCUGCUGCAGGAAAGGCAGGAGCAAUUGUUGGUGCAUUUGGGUUUUUAUAUGCUUCACAAAGUAAGAACGCCGAGAAAAAUCAAGGUUACCCAGCUGGUAUUGGGGUUAAAAACUCCCUCAUUGUGCUUGGUGUGGUCAACCUCUUAGGAAUGCUAUUCACCUUGUUAGUACCAGAAUCAAAGGGAAAAUCACUGGAAGAGUUGAGUGGGGAGAAUGAAGAAGAUAGUCCUGAGGCUAUAGAUGCCGCUGGGUCUGCUAGGACAGUCCCAGUUUAAUCAAACUUUCUGUUAAACAAAGUAGUUCAAUAUUCAUGCUAUGCUAUUAUUGUUAUGUGACAAUUUUAGUUCGGGUUUUCUACUAUUAGAUGCACAAUAAUGAUGUAGAUAUAUGUUUCUCUUUGAAUCAAUUACAGGUGUUUAUGUAUUUCCUUCUUGUUUUUCAUUAAUAUUGGCAUCUAAGCAAUCAUAUCUGUAGCUAAAUGUAUUGAAGACAAAUUUUGUCAUGAGUUCCUUUGUUUUAUUUUAUAGGAGUCCUUUUAAUGAAAGUUGGUAUCUAAAUAAUCAUAUCUGUAUGCAUACUUUUACUGAGGAACAAAUUCUACAAUGUUAAGCAGUU
Molecule: messenger RNA, 2916 nt
Organism: Abrus precatorius (Indian licorice)
Lineage: Eukaryota; Viridiplantae; Streptophyta; Magnoliopsida; Fabales; Fabaceae
Product: inorganic phosphate transporter 1-4-like
Exons: 2
Coding region: 966-2576 (536 amino acids)
Biological process (GO): transmembrane transport; phosphate ion transport
Cellular component (GO): membrane
Molecular function (GO): phosphate transmembrane transporter activity
Source: RefSeq, a predicted model, not a curated record